GAACAGAGAACCACCGCCCGCGCUGUCCUUCUAAAGUUCUCAGUCUCACUCACACCUUCCCAAGCACAUCCACCCCAUCUUUUUGUUCAAUCCAAAAACCAUCUCGCUAAUAACUUCAAUUCCAUCUCCACCUGGCCAUCCUAUUGAUCUCGAUAAUCAAAGGGAAAUUUGUAAGUACGGCGUCAUUCUAUCCCAUUUAUAUCCUCAUCUAUCCAGAACGCCUUCUUGGUAGCCCCUUGAAAGUGUGGCAAGUCUUCUCCAACGGCGGCGCAGGGCGUGCCCAUUCACCGAUACAAUCCAGUCUCCAAAAGAACUUCCCUCCAGAAAGAUGGCAGAAACGCAGGUGUCCUUUGUCCAGAACGGCAGCCUAUUCUAUAUUCGAUCAAGGAUCUCACACCGACAAGUGGCUCCACCAAGAAACUGUCCUUUUAAUUCAUGGUCAUAUAAACAAGUUGCAUCUAUCGCGCAGUCGCUAAUUUCUGUGCCUCCCGAUUAGAAUCAUUUUCCAAGCAAAACACCAAGUUCAUAUCCACCCUCACACACAAUUGUUAAGCCGCAAUCAUGGGUUUGACAUUCUCGAAGUUAUUUGACCGUCUCUGGGGAAAGAAGGAGAUGAGAAUCUUGAUGGUCGGUUUGGAUGCUGCUGGUAAAACUACAAUUCUGUAUAAGCUUAAGCUUGGUGAAAUCGUCACAACUAUCCCAACCAUCGGUUUCAACGUCGAGACUGUCGAGUACAAGAAUAUUCAAUUUACCGUGUGGGAUGUUGGUGGACAAGAUAAGAUCAGACCUCUAUGGAGACAUUACUUUCAAAACACCCAGGGUAUCAUUUUCGUUGUAGACAGCAACGAUCGUGAUCGUGUGGUCGAGGCUCGUGAGGAAUUGCAGAGAAUGUUGAACGAGGAUGAGCUUAGAGAUGCCAUCCUUUUGGUCUUUGCCAACAAACAAGAUUUGCCAAAUGCCAUGAACGCCGCAGAAAUCACAGAUAAGUUGGGUCUCCACAGCUUGAGACAACGCGCCUGGUACAUUCAAUCUACUUGCGCUACAUCCGGAGAUGGUCUUUACGAGGGAUUGGAAUGGCUCGCAACGACUCUCCGCAAGACUGGCCACAACUAAGUACAACAUCGAUCCUCAACCUUUAUACCACGAUUGUGUUUGCAAGAUACUACAAAACCAAUCGAAACGUUCAUAUCUCCACCGCUCCUCCAAAUUGGUCAUUGGUGCAUCUCUCAAACUUAUUCUUGUGUCUUCAGCGGUCCACAUCAAUGAGAGGCGCAAGGGUGGUAAAUGUAUGAUGAUUUAAGCUCUUACGUCUUCUUAUGGCUAGGAAUCUCGUUUCAGCUAUGAUUCCAUGGGGCUUCCUCUUUGUCUUUUUUUGCGUGCGUUUUUCUGGUGUCAUCCAUCUUCUACGUUCUGUUUCUUGCCAUCUCUUGUGUGCAGCAUGGUAUACAAAAAGCAGAAGUUAGAUGGAAGAUCAAGGUAGUCUAGUCCGGAAUUGAUCUCACAUUAGAAAAUAAUUUUUGAUAAUAUUUGAUGUUACAAAUGCCAUUUGCAUAUAGUUUAGUAAACCUAAUCGUGGACGCUUUUGAUAUGUGAAAGUAUUUCA
Botrytis cinerea B05.10 is the source of this 1603-nucleotide messenger RNA. RefSeq lists its product as hypothetical. Lineage: Eukaryota; Fungi; Ascomycota; Leotiomycetes; Helotiales; Sclerotiniaceae. Gene Ontology annotation, cellular component: cytoplasm; plasma membrane. Gene Ontology annotation, biological process: vesicle-mediated transport; intracellular protein transport. Bases 562 to 1113 code for a protein of 183 amino acids. The record is from RefSeq and is a predicted model, not a curated record. The transcript is spliced from 4 exons. Gene Ontology annotation, molecular function: GTPase activity; GTP binding.